AUGUUCGACACAGACUUUGGCUCAUUGUCAUUGGCGGCCGAAGUAGGAAUGAAUUGGACAACGAGGUAUCUCGACAUCGCUGGAAACGGCUUCAAUCCUUCGCCACGCAGAACCAACGGUGCUUUCGCUAUCACAGCAGACGGAAUCGAUGACACCACCACCGGUUUCGGUAUCCUUUUACCACUUACAAAUUCAAUAAUUUCAUUUUCUUUCUUUGAAAUUAAUCCUACAUAA
This is a messenger RNA of Heterostelium album PN500, 234 nucleotides long. RefSeq lists its product as uncharacterized. NCBI's taxonomy places the organism in Eukaryota, Evosea, Eumycetozoa, Acytosteliales, Acytosteliaceae. The record is from RefSeq and is a predicted model, not a curated record. The transcript has a single exon. Bases 1 to 234 code for a protein of 77 amino acids.